AUGGAGGGUCGGAUGGCUGGCUCGCAUAUCGAGGACCCCUGCAUUAGCCGGACUGACCCGUUCCCCUCAGUUCCCCCAUCCGCCUCCCCCCCCGCCUCCCCCUCCGCUCCCCCCUUUGCUUCCUCCUCUGCUCCUCCCUCCGCUCCCCCCUCCGCCUCCCCCUCUGCUUCCCCUUCCGCCCCCCCCUCCGCCUUCCCGCUGGACGACAGCACGCUUUACCGCGUUCUCCGCUGCCUUUCCGCGCGCGAGCUCGCGCGGGCGGCGUGCAUGUCCCACAUGGCAAUGCAAGGCCCGGAUCGGCCGUCUGCGUUUGCGCAGGAGCUCUCUGCGCAGCUGCACGUGCAGAGGCCUUCAGACGGGCGCAUGGUGCAGUUGGUCAGCUGCCAACCUCAGUACCAAGCCGAUGAUUUAGGCCUGUUGGUGUUUUGUUCCGUCUUGCCUGCACUGGUGUUUGGGACAGGGCUUUUAGCUGAAGUUGACCUGGAAUAUAGGGGGAUUAUAAGAGGAGGGGGGUCGGGGAGAAGAGGGAGUGCCAGGGAUUGUGUUGAGGGAAGUAGAAAGGGUUUUCAUGGUGUUGGUGGUGGUGGAGUUGAAAAUGUGGCGAGGGACGAUGAGGAUGAGGUGAGCCCUCCGCUGCCUGCUCCUGCGCCUGGGAAGAGUGUGCAACAGGAGGGAUCCAAAUAUGCUGCUGGUGGUGGUGUGAGCUUCGCACUAGCACUUGACAUCUUUGGGACUACUGUAGAAGCCGUGCAGGAAUCAUCCAGUAUCUCUGGUGUCAUUAGCAGCGGUUCGGUUGAUAUCUCUAGGCAGCUUGAAGAUGGGUGGAUUGGAAACCCUAGUGGAUCGGUCAAAGAAGCCGCUGAGGAGUCAACCAGUAACAGCGAACCUGUCAGUCAGACAACGGAGUUGCCAAGUGGGGUGGAUAACGUAGAGGUAGAGAGCUACCUUGUCAGUGCGAUUACUGACCCCUCUGAGGAUGAGAAUGAUGCGACCACUACCUCCGCUAGCACGCAAAGCUCUGCUGGUGCACCACAUGGUGUUGCCAAUGACGUCGCCGCUGGUUGCGACAAAGUCUGCUCAGAGAAGGUUGCUCAUCUUAAGUCUUCCCUCAAGGGAUCGGCGCCGCGUCCCUCUGGGCUUCGCGUCACUUGGGCUGCUGACGUGUACGACCCCAUUCCGAGCCUCAUCUCCCACACUCUUGGGAGGCGCAACCAACGCAAGAUUUAUUCCAGGAGGCAGCGGAAUGAACACGCGGGGAAGGGGAAGCAUGGAAAGGGUUCCAAGAGCAGCAAGUCCUCCAAGAAAUCUUCCAAGGAGAACGUUUCGGAGAAGGUGCCGGCAUGGGAGGCGGAAAAACCACCUGCUAGCUGUCCCGCAGCAAGCAGCCAGGAUAAGCUUUGUGAAUCGACAGGGGAACGCGCAAAUGUUCAGGACGUUGUCAAGGAGGAUACCGAGACCGCAGUAGAGGAGAAGAAGGACGAUUCUUUAGAAGACGACGGGUGGUCUAUCGUUGUUCCCAAGUCUCAUGCUCGCCGAUCAGGUCUCGGAGCUCACUCGCCGUCUUCCAGCCCUCCCCUGGCCAGCUGCAGUCCGCCAAAGAAAGAUUUCGCUCUUGCUUCGAUAGAAAGCCUCGAGACAACAAGCAUCACUGUCUUGGAUGCAGAGGAAUGCCUGCCUUCGUCCAGUAAACCUGACGGCGUUUCGCUGUUCAUUAAGGUUGGCAGUUCAGGUUUGGAGGAGGACAACCAGCUGUUUUCUCCUGAGAGCACUUUGGAAAACCCGGUCUUCACGUCCAGAGAGGGCUCCCCUGAGCUUUCUUCCAGUCCACCUGCUUCAAUCAAUCUUCUGGAGCGGGCUGGAACUUCGGUCUUCAUUCAAGAGCAUCAGUCAGAUGUCAAGCAGAGGUCUAGCACGCACAAGUCAAGUUCGCUCCUUGCCAAGGUCUCCAUGGAGCGGCUGGCUGGUGCCACAGCUCUAGCACAUGGGAAGGUGCAGGAGGGAAGGCGGCUGAUUUUCAGUGCGUACAUGUCUGCUCGGAAACAUGGAAUGAAGGGUGAAGUGGCUCGCUGCCUCAGGCUGAUUGCAGACACCCAGACGGGUCAAGAUCGGCUCAGUAGUUUGAAUGCUGCUGUUGAAGGGCUUGCCGUGGCUGGUGUGCCAUUUGAACAUGCUGAAGCUCUACUGUGUCUUGCACAAGCUGAGGUCCAAGAAUCGAUCAGUCUCUCAGGAUUUGCAUACACAAGCAUUGACAUAGUGGCUUCGCUCGAGAAGCUAAGCUAUAGCCUUGAAGCGCCACAGCAGAAUGCACGCUUGAUGAAGGCCAAGUCUCACCUCAGGACUGCUGCUGGCCUGCUAAUGACUGAGCUUUCAUCUUCCAAAUAUCGUUCUUACUCCAAGAGCGUCAUGAGCCAGUACAACUCCCCUACCGGGAGAAGGAAGAGCAGCAGCGGUUCCAAGAAAUCCAAGAAGCCUGAUUUGUUGGAAGAGGAGAGGUCCACACUGUCAGGCCUAUUGGGAAGUGUUCAUGAGCUGACUGGGAAGGUGGGGAUUCUGAUGCAGCAGUUAGACGAUGCCAACGUCGCCCUCCAUGCUGCUGCCUCAAAUGAGGACUGGCGCAAAGGCAGUCUGGGAAGAGGCAGCUCAGGUUGA
Molecule: messenger RNA, 2649 nt
Organism: Closterium sp. Naga37s-1
Lineage: Eukaryota; Viridiplantae; Streptophyta; Zygnematophyceae; Desmidiales; Closteriaceae
Source: the annotation of a GenBank genome assembly